AUGAUGAAGCUGCUGUUGAAUGACCACCGGGCUCUGGAUGACCCUCUGGAGAGGACUCUCUCCGGCCGUAAUCCAGCCUCCAGCUUUGCCAGAGGCCGCUGCUGGAUUUUGUCUUCUCCCCUUGCCUUCUUCUUUUUCUAUUUGACAGAGUCUUUUUUGCUUGAUCCUAGCCUGGAUCAUGGCCCUUGCCCUUUGGGGACCUUUCCGUGCAACAAUGAGACUGUCUGCUUGCCUCAGCCUCUGCAUUGCAACGGAGUUGUCAACUGUGAAGAUGGAGCCGACGAAAAGGACUGUGUGAAUGACCUCGGCUGGCCCAUGCUUCUGAGUGAGAUGCUCUCCAGAAAUGGGAGAAAGACCAGAAACAGAGAGAAGGCAGCCAACUGCACACUCGAUCAGCACCCAGAAGUCUGCACAUGCUCAGGGACUGCUGUGCGUUGUCAAGGGCAAGAUCUACUUGCUGUUCCCUGGAUCUCAUCUGAUGUGACGGAGCUUGAUCUGAAGAGGAAUAAGAUCUCUUUGCUGCUGGACGACCAAUUCAUCGCAAACAAGGAUCUGGAGUAUCUUUUCUUGCAAGACAACAGGAUCCGGACGAUAGCCCCAACCGCUUUUUCUGGACUGUCCAAGCUCCAGAGGUUGUAUCUGAGUUCCAACAGCAUCACGGAUCUGGAGCCGGGCGUCUUCCAGGAUCUGCAAAGCCUCAAAUGGCUCAUCCUGGACAACAACCAAAUGACCCACAUCCUCCCAUCGGUUUUUGUGGGGCUCAGAUCACUAGUAUUUCUGGAUUUGCACACUAACUCCCUACAAGAAAUGCCUACAAGGAGUGCUUCGAUGUGUGUGGAAAUGCCAAAGCUCAACUGGCUGGAUCUUGAAGGAAACCGGAUCCAUGCUCUGCAACGGUCAGACUUCCAGGGUUGCAGUGAGAUCACCGUUCUGAUUCUCAACAGGAAUAGGAUUGAAUGGAUCCAAGAAGGGGCUUUUUCCGACCUUAAGAAGCUGGUGGAGCUUGAUUUGUCCUCCAACCGACUAAAGGAGCUCCUGCCUUCCUCUUUCAGUGGCCUCCAUGAAUUACAGCAGCUAAACCUUUCCAACAACCCUCUCCCCCGGAUCCGUCCAGAUGAAUUUGACCACAUUCCCCAGUUGCUUUCUCUGAGCUUGGAAGGUGUGGAGAUCCCGAACAUCCAGAACCGCAUGUUUGAGAAGCUGGCUCACCUCUCUCACAUCUACUUCAAGAAGUUCCAGUACUGCAGGUUCGCCCCUCAUGUCCGCAGCUGCAAGCCCAACACGGACGGGAUCUCCUCCUUCGAGAACCUCCUGGCCAGCAUCAUCCUCCGGGUCUUCGUCUGGGUGGUUGCCUUCCUUAGCUUCUUUGGGAACCUCUUCGUCAUCUUCACCAGGUCCUUCAUCGUGACCGAAAACAGCAAGCACACCAUGGCCAUCAAGUCUCUCUGCUGUGCCGAUUGUCUGAUGGGCAUCUAUCUCUUCUUUCUGGGAGCUUUUGACCUCAAGUUCUCCGGGGAAUAUAACAAACAUGCGCAGGCCUGGAUGGCGAGCUUGCCCUGCCAACUGGUGGGCAGCCUGGCCAUGCUCUCCUCGGAGGUCUCCGUCCUCCUCUUGACCUACAUGACCCUGGAGAAAUACCUCUGCAUCGUCUUCCCCUUCAGCCAUUAUGGGGCCAACAAGCGGUGGACAUGCUUCACCCUGGUCCUCAUCUGGGUCCUGGGCUUCUCCCUGACGUUGGUGCCCUUCUCCAGCAAAGAGUCCUUUGGGAUUUACUACGGCAGGAACGGGGUCUGCUUCCCUCUCCAGUCUGAUGAGAAUGAGAGCCGAGGUGCCAGAGGUUACUCCACCGGGAUAUUCCUAGGUCUGAACCUGGUUGCGUUUAUCCUCGUUGUGUUUGCCUACGCAAGCAUGUUUUACUCCAUCCACACGACCGCGGCCCGGACCGCUGAGCAGAGCGUCUUCUCCAUGGAGGUGGCUGUGGCCAAAAGGUUUUUCUUCAUCGUUUUCACCAACGCUCUCUGCUGGAUCCCGAUUUUCAUCCUGAAGCUCCUCUCCUUGCUGGACGUGGAAAUCCCAGGCACUGUGACGUCGUGGGUGGUCAUCUUCGUCCUGCCCAUCAACAGCACCUUGAACCCCAUCCUCUACACGCUGACCACCACCUCCUUCCAGGAGAAGCUCAAGCAGUUCCUUCAGAAGAAGAGGACGCAUCUGCGGGAGACCCAAGGGAAAAGUUUCGCCUUGCUCUCUAUGCAAAGCAGCACCAGCCUCUGACGGUCAGACUUGGAGGAACUCGGAAAGUCCAUGCGUACGUGACGCCAAGGCGCAACCCCACCUCAGCCCUUCUCUCCACUUGGAGGGUGAC
This is a messenger RNA of Sceloporus undulatus (fence lizard), 2362 nucleotides long. RefSeq names its product relaxin receptor 2-like. The transcript has 18 exons. Gene Ontology annotation, biological process: G protein-coupled receptor signaling pathway. Gene Ontology annotation, cellular component: membrane. NCBI's taxonomy places the organism in Eukaryota, Metazoa, Chordata, Lepidosauria, Squamata, Phrynosomatidae. Gene Ontology annotation, molecular function: G protein-coupled receptor activity; protein binding. The record is from RefSeq and is a predicted model, not a curated record. Bases 1 to 2271 code for a protein of 756 amino acids.